GUUAACAUCGAUUCCUAGCUUUUUCGGAUUUCAUGCCCUUUUUCUUCAUUAGAUUUGCCUUUUGGUGGCCUUUUUAGCAUUUAUUUCACGGAAAUAAAGCGAUCUCUCGAGGAGAUGUUGUUUCGUUGUGUUUUCUCUAUGCAGCGUGAGCGCUUCUCCGAGAUGGUGGUGCCUUAAGAUCCCUGUCAUCCUCAUAGUUUUUGCACUCGAUAACGGCGUUCUCUCAUACACGCCGUGACACGGAAGUUUCCUCUCCUUCAGUGGAGACCUCGGUCCACCAGCGAUAGCCAGCAAAGAGCAGCAGAAGCAGAAGAACCCCCGCUACCAGAAGCAAGGAGCGUCGCUGGUUCGGAAGGCACGCGGCCGCCAGCAAGGAGAAGAACCGCGGAGAGCGUACCAAAGUGAUAUCUCCGCAAUGGAUCGCAAUCAGCGACCAUCCCGACCGAUCGGAAGAGAAAUGGACGAAUUACCGUAUGCUUAUGGGCCAAUGCGCUCCUGCAGACGAUGCCAGCAUAAUACCAAUAAUCGGAAGUGUGUGGAAUGCACACUCGGACCGAAUUUCCGAUCGGAAAAUCCACAGAUUACCGUAUCCCGUUUGUAUGACGAAGUGCUGCUACGCAGCUUGGAUGCCUACCGUACCAUCACACUGCCGGAAUACUGGACAAUUGUCUGCGCCACGCCGUAUUACUACCGUGGUGUUUUUGACAGCGCUGUGCAGUUUAUCAGUGAGGGCACUGAUGAGUGGUCCUACGCAAUUUACCCGGAAAAUUUCGGGCGGUGUACAGCGGAACUAAUGAAGCGCGUAACUGCGCCACCGAAUCAUAAUUUGCCGGCAAACGCCAGCGGACAACAAACGCCGUAUCAGCCACAACAAGGCCAGUGGCAACCACCAGUUAUGUUUCAGUCACAACAAUAUCAGCAGCAAAGUCUGCCAGGAUAUCAGCCGCAAAUGCAGCAAACGCAACCACCUAUUCGUUAUUCGAAUAUGGCGUUGCAGGUACCGUCCGGUGCCUUGCCACCUGAUCAUAUUGCUCACUUACAGCAGAGCCUUCCCAGUGGAAGCUACCAGUAUGAUCCGGAAACUCGGAUGAUAACUCCAUGUCCAUGGCCAGCCGGGACAGCACCGAAAGAAUCACAACAACGGCAGACUAAUCCGCUGUUAGCGAAUCUCCCGCCAUUGACCAGGAAUACUCCAGCAAGUCAAACGCCGUAUCCGCAACAAACGUUGCAAGUGCAGUCUUCAACUUCCAGAGCUGUAAGUGAAACAGUUUUAGAUUCAGAGCCGAAUUCAGGUGCUAGUUACUCUAGCAACACUAGCAAUGCUAGUGGUAAAACACGGCAUAAGAUUACUUAUCAACCACCGAAUGUGGGGAAAACCUCAGAUAAUUCGUUUGUAGAAGGCGAUAUAAUGCCUGGUAAAUUGAAUACGGCUGCUAAAUUUCAGAAGAAAGCAGCGAAUUGGAAUGUACGCGCAACGCGCGACAAACCAGUACAGUAUAAGCCGGAUGCAUCUGUAUUGUUGAUGCCGGAGCGACAGACACAUCCGCAGCGUAUCGCCGCGAUAUCGACGUUAUUCGUCGGGACCUUGAUCAAUAUAUUGAUCGUGUUGCGUCAGUAAUUGGCACCGUUAACGCUGAUUAAAGAACCGAAAUUGGCAAAGCCAUCACCGAUACUUUGGACUUGUUACAUACCGUUGGGUAUGAUUUGCGUAUUCGCAAUUCAAUCAACAUGUACCAAAAUUGAUUUGUUUCGGCAAAUGGAAGUUCGGCGAUAUGAAACGCCACGCCGUAAUGGACUGCGUAGCGCGCUGGAUAUUUCCCAGCUCAAGGAAAAACUUAUCGAAAUUUCCGUAGUGGAUUGGGAAUUAAUUUCUCAGUUUAAAAUCUUAUUCACCGAAAAUCCGGAGGAAUUCUUCCUUCAGUUCAUAUUACCGGACACAGAUCCAGCAAAGUUCUGGUUUUUCUGCCGUGCCGCAUGCGCGCUCCAGCGUAAAAUCGCUCCCAUGAAAAUCACGUGGGAUACGAUCAAUAUAGGAUGGGGACUGAAGAAGUACGUUCUUGUCAUCUUAUCCGCGUUAAUGGGCAAUUGCCACGCUCACCACUGGGCCCGGACUUAUAGGCAGGUUGAACAAAAUCGCCGUCUGAAGAGUUACGUUAACCGCUUGGGCGAGCCUCUUAAUGAGGAACAACAAGCAAAAGUGCUGAACGAUCUUUUGCAUGUGAUGCAAGUAGACGGACUCAAAACCGAAGCUAUCCAUAAUGGACAUUAUGACGGGAUAUACGAUCUCGUAAAAAGAUUUGCCGAGCGUCAGGGGAAGCGCAAAGCCGCUCCAAAUUCACCUGAUACUCCAAUAGCGAGCCGAACAGUGCAGCCAGAGCUGAAGAAAUCGGUGUCGAUGGACACCGACGAAAGCGAGAAAUUACCGGAGACAGCUAACACUGCGAAUGCAGCAUUAACUGUGAAUACCGAAUCUGCAGCGAUCACUGCGCCGUCUAGCGAAAUUCCGCAAACAGAAGUCGCAGCGUCGGUGGAAGCACUGACGAUCGCGGAAACUCUGCCGGCAUUGGAGCAGCAACCCGCGGCAGAGGCGGAUGAUGAGAUGGCGGGACCAGAACCGUCAAUUAGGAAUAACUUCCUUUUCCCGUCGAGACAAGCCCUUCGGGACCGACAACUGGAACUGGAGGCGAUGGGACAGAGUGAAACCUUCACCGAAGUCGAUCACCUGAUCUUCGCGGUGCAUAUCCCGGAUAACGAGACCGAUCCACUGUACUAUCCGGGUGGAAAUGAUGAAGUGGACAUGUUGGAAGAUAGCACCGAAGUUAAGACUACGUCUGCCGUAUUGAGCGACGCUCUUAAGGCAUUAAACGAAGAACCGCAGGUAAAACCGCCGUAAAAGCAUUAAAUGCUAAAAAUUCAAUCGCCGUAUAAGCACAACGAAUUGCAUACUUAAUUUUAUUAAAAUCGCCGUAUUGUACUACGAGUACACAAUUUAAUAUUAAUCGCCGUAGUGCGCAAUGAAUCGCAAGAAUAACUUUAUUGAAUCGCCGUAAAGUACAACGAACAUAACUCGGAAUAAAACGCCGUAACGCCCAACGAGUGCAUCGGAUUGAAUUUAUUUCAAUCAUUACAAAAAUGAAUUGCCGUAGACGCACAAAUCGGUGCAUAAUACUCGGUUAAAGAAUUGCCGUAGCGCAUUAAUUGCAUAAACAGAUGAAUAGAAAUCGCCGUAGAUGCACUAAGCUGCACAUAUGUCGUGGAUCGACGCAACAAUGCGUAUGACUGGAGGAAAGCUCCGGAAUGGAUCGGAAAACCUGCGAACUAACAAGGAUUAACAUGCGGGAUUGGAUUUAACUGGAAUGGGAAUUUACCGGAAUAAUUUUACCGGAUUUUGUUACGAGUUUAACUCGUUUUGAUUAUUUUUACGCCGCAUUUUGCAGCGUGUGUUCUCACUAACCUGUGAUGGAAUAAUUGGCACAUUUUUUUAAUAAGAGUUGCUCAUUAUGUUGCAAUUAAUAUGCAUCUUUUCAUUUCUUCUUUCAUUCCUGUUUUGAGCCUCGAGGGACCUCGGCAUCCCGUCCCGUGGCAUGUCAGAGUGCUGUGCAUAUAGCACAGGAUAGUGGCACAUACGCCUCACCAUCAUUGGAUCAGCUUGCCAUAUGCCAGCUUCCAAACACGACGGAACGUGUUUGCCAUUCGAGUGCCAGUAUCGGAACCGUUAACAUCGAUUCCUAGCUUUUUCGGAUUUCAUGCCCUUUUUCUUCAUUAGAUUUGCCUUUUGGUGGCCUUUUUAGCAUUUAUUUCACGGAAAUAAAGCGAU
Paramacrobiotus metropolitanus is the source of this 3817-nucleotide messenger RNA. RefSeq lists its product as uncharacterized. The record is from RefSeq and is a predicted model, not a curated record. NCBI's taxonomy places the organism in Eukaryota, Metazoa, Tardigrada, Eutardigrada, Parachela, Macrobiotidae. Bases 416 to 1618 code for a protein of 400 amino acids. The transcript is spliced from 4 exons.